Molecule: messenger RNA, 2541 nt
Organism: Thermochaetoides thermophila DSM 1495
Lineage: Eukaryota; Fungi; Ascomycota; Sordariomycetes; Sordariales; Chaetomiaceae
Exons: 3
Coding region: 1-2541 (846 amino acids)
Biological process (GO): DNA-templated transcription; regulation of transcription by RNA polymerase II
Cellular component (GO): nucleus
Molecular function (GO): RNA polymerase II cis-regulatory region sequence-specific DNA binding; DNA-binding transcription activator activity, RNA polymerase II-specific; zinc ion binding
Source: RefSeq, a predicted model, not a curated record
AUGGACACGGACACUGAUGCUGCUGCUACUGCUGCCCCGGCCCUGUCGCCAUCAGCAGCCACACCGACCGGCAGCAGCGGCGGCGGCGGUGCUGGCGGCGCCGGCAGCGGUAGUGGGAGUGGUGGUGGCAGUGGUAGCGGCAUCAAACUCGCAGAACCCCGGCGGCGCAAUCGCCCGGCGCUGUCGUGCAUACAGUGCAGGACACGCAAAAUCCGAUGCGAUCGCAAUGAACCCUGCGCAAGCUGUAUGAAGUCCAAGAUCGUCAAUUGCACCUAUGAGGAGGCACGUCGCCCGAAACCACGCCUGUGGAGGCUGUCGCCUGCUCCAACUGCCGCCCAUCCCGAAUACUCUCCCAAUGGCCCCGACGAGCGCAUGGCUGUAAACACCAGUUUUACUGUGAGGGAAGCCCCUGGGCCUCUUCCGCCUCCAACGUCGAAUCCUUCCUCUACAGGUCAGCCCGCGGGGCUACAGCGACGCUCACCAGACCCAUCGUCGGCUCCAAGCCCUCUAGGACAGCUUCACGGCCUCGGUCUAGCUCCAAAUAGCGCCUCGAUCUCUGGCAGCACAGCUGCUCUUGCCGAGAGAGUUCGGCAGCUGGAACAACAGCUUGCCGAUGCUCUUGGACGCCCAGAUCACGGCUUACCAUCUGUGAGGUCGUUGCAUCAUACUACAGGACCGCUCGACGAUGGACCCUUUUGUAAGCCGCAGGCGGCCAACUUUUUGGGUAAUGGAGAUAAAUUCUUUCCUCUACUCGUUAGUGUGGCAGAUCGGAUCGAGUCGGACAAAUCUUGCGACGCCUAUUUCUUUCUACAAAAGUGCAGAGAGCUGAGCAGCGCAAUUGCAUCCACACGAGUUCCUUCGAAAACUCCUCUUCAGCUCGGUCACUCCAUCCCAGCACAGGCAACUGCCCGGCCUUUGGUUGAAGCCUACUUCAGAACCUUCGAAAGUGUCUACAGGAUCCUCCAUGCCCCAACAUUCUGGCAAGAGUACCGGGAAUACUGGCAAAACCCUCCAGCAGCCAGUCCCAGCUUUGUUGUCCAGUUGCAGCUGUGCAUGGCCAUCGGGACCUGUUUUCAGGACGAUGUCAUCCGUCUUCGGCACUUGGCAUCUCAGUGGAUUUACGAGGCAAAGUUCUGGCUAGCGACUUCUUCAGAUAAAUCCAAGGUCAGCAUCACUACGCUUCAAACUAUGUGUCUCCUUCACCUAGCCAAGGAAACUUGUGGGAUAGGGGGCAAUCUGUCCUGGGUAAGCGCUGGUUCCUUGCUCCAAACUGCGAUGUUCCUCGGCCUCCAUCGUGACCCAGACAACCUUCCAAGGAUGUCUCCACUCAAAGCCGAGUUGAGAAGACGACUUUGGGCCACUGUUUUGGAGAUUGUUUUGCAAUCCAGCUUAGAUACCGGUGCUCCUCCGCUGUUGACAUUAUCCGAUUUCGAUACCCGUUCACCGUCUAACUACGAUGACGAACAACUCCUUGACUACGACGAGCCCCCGCCCUCACCGAAACCCCCGAACGUGUUCACCCACAGUACAGUUCAGGUCGCCCUCCUCCGAUCCUUUCCUGUUCGGUUGUCGAUCGCGCAAUAUGUGAACCAUUUCAACUCGUCUGCUACAUAUCAAACGACAUUGAAAUGGAACACAGAAUUGACCAAUGCAUGUCGAGCCCUCCAGGCUACCUUCCAGCCCUUCUACGAUCCAGCGGGCAUUCUCCCCAAACGACUAUCAUUAUUCCAACUUCGCCUGGCUGAGCAUAUGGUGCACCGCUUCUUCCUGGCUCUUAAUCACCCCUGGUUAUGGUCGGCGCACAACGAUUCCGCAUACUACUUCUCCCGUAAAAUGUGCGUCGAGACGUCCCUCAAACUCUACCGUGCAAUCGCCACAGGGUCUCCUGCGGGAGACUCAGGAACCGCCAGUCCUACAGAUGACUUUACGCGAUUAGCAACGUGUGGCUACGGACCUUUCCGGUCUGCCCCUACAUUGGCUGUUUUAACGCUCUGUCUCGAACUCUUGUGGCAGGUGCAGGAGGAUCGUCCCUUCCGGCAGAGUCUGGGUAUUGACCACCAACAACCUGAACGACUUGGUGCUGGCAACGAGUCAGAUGUCAACUCAUCUGUGGGUAUCGGCAUCGGUAGCGGGGCUGCCCCUCGUCACGACUUGCUCGAGGCUGUCAAGUAUUCCAUUGGCUGGACACAACGACGGAUUCGGAAUGGAGAGACGAACAUUAAGGCCCAUCUCCUGUACACUGCGCUGCUGGUUCAAAUACAGGCAUUGCAACGGGGGGUCUCGGAUGUCGAAGUCGAACGUCAAGUCUUCGGCGCCGUCAGCGAAGAGUUGAACCGGUGUUGGCACCUCUUGAAGGAUGUAGCUGCCAGUAUCGGGGUCAUACCUCCUUCGAAUGGUGCGCCGUCAUUGCUGGAUGGACCGAACUCAGGUGGAUGGUCUGCUUUGGGGACUGGAUGGUUUGCAUCAUCGAAGUCGGGCGCCGUUCGUGGGUUCCAUUCGAUCUUCGACAUACAUGAUGCCGACUUCUUUAUUGGCACCUAA